This is a messenger RNA of Vigna umbellata (rice bean), 849 nucleotides long. The record is from RefSeq and is a predicted model, not a curated record. NCBI's taxonomy places the organism in Eukaryota, Viridiplantae, Streptophyta, Magnoliopsida, Fabales, Fabaceae.
UAUUAAAUUAGUAUUAUUGCAUGGUGAACGUGUUACAGGAAAAAGUGGAAUGGGAGGGAAAGUGAAGUGCGACGUGUGUGGGAAACCGACGAAGGGGUUCGCCUUCCUCUGCACCGCCUGCGCCUUCCAGAUGCAUCCAUGCUGCGCCAUGCUCAACACCGAGAUCGACUUCCCUUCCCAUCCCCACACUCUCAAGAUCCUCCCCACCGCCUCCUCCGCCGCCGUCGACCCCUCCUCCUUCGUCUGCGCCGAGUGCAAGAAGCGAAGGUCCGGCAAGGUAUACCGCUGCACCGUCUGCGACUACCACCUCCACGCCGCCUGCGCCAAGACCAAGAUCAACGGCCUCCUCGCCAACGGCAUCAGGCCGCCGCAGAAGCCCAGCGUGCUCGCCGCCGCCGCCCGCGUUGCCUCCCAGGUGGUGAUUGAGUUCAUCGGAGGACUGGUUGAGGGCAUCGGAGAAAGCGUCGGCGAUGUGCUUGUCCAGAACAUUGCCAAAGGAAACACUGUUUCCCCCGCUAAUGCUAGCCCCAAACCACGUUACAGAUAAUCCAUUACUGCCCCAACAAAAAAAGGAUGAAUCUAUUUCAAGUUUCCUCUGACACGUUUGGGAAAAGAUAAAAGCACACAAGAAAAUAUUUAUGCUACAAUAUUUGUUUUUCUAGAAUGUGUCUCCCUCUGAAAUGCAAAAGUGGAAAAAAGAUAACCUAUUCCUAAUUUUCUAGAUACAUUCAAUGUAGGCUAUUUUUUUCAUAUAGGAAAAAAAAAAUAAUUGUAUAGUAUUGAUUGAUGCAAAUAGUGUCGAUUCUGUGUAUAUUUUGUUGGUUUGUGGAGGGGAAUUCUAAAAGGUGG